AUGCCCGCCAAACCAAUCCUCCAUCCGUUGCGGACGCCCAAGAACAUGACGUUCCCCUCGGAACUCCAACCAGACAAUGGAGUCCGACUAGGUGCUCCAGGAAAGCAACAAGAUGAGAGUCUCUCAACACCUAUCACACCUCCCGCCGCAUAUACCGAGUUCCUGAAAUCAUUCACACCUGUCUUCACUCCCGAUGGCAACGGAGGUACCGUCACCCGCUUCGUCUGGGACAAGGCCAACAAGACCCCCACAUCCCAACCAGCCAGCGCAGUCAGUGGUUCGUUCAGCUUCCCCGAACCAACCAGGCCAGCUACAGCAACAUUACCCCCUCCAUCUCCCUAUGGAAGUGCACCGCACAGUCGUGACAUGAUGAGUCUGCGCCGCUUGCGCAUCCCGCCGCCAAUGCGGUACUCACCUACGUUGGAGACGCCGCGCAGUGCGACGACGCCCGUCCUAUCACCGUACUCUUACACCUACUCCCCGGCCGAUUGGAAGAUGCGCUACUGGGAUGGCCCUCGGAGUGCGACGGUGGGGAGAGUCAGCGUGCGUCAUGUUGUCACUCACACGGUGACGUAUAAGCGGACGCAACUUGAGGAUCCGCCCAAGGGGAAGCGGAGAAAGCAUAAUGAGACCAAGCAGGAGGAGGAUGAGGAUUCCUAA
Aspergillus niger is the source of this 660-nucleotide messenger RNA. RefSeq lists its product as uncharacterized. The record is from RefSeq and is a predicted model, not a curated record. The transcript has a single exon. Lineage: Eukaryota; Fungi; Ascomycota; Eurotiomycetes; Eurotiales; Aspergillaceae. The coding region runs from base 1 to 660 and encodes 219 amino acids.